Calypte anna (Anna's hummingbird) is the source of this 1446-nucleotide messenger RNA. It is a transcript of the gene EMID1, whose product is annotated as EMI domain containing 1. The record is from RefSeq and is a predicted model, not a curated record. Lineage: Eukaryota; Metazoa; Chordata; Aves; Apodiformes; Trochilidae. Gene Ontology annotation, molecular function: protein binding.
UCCCGCUCAGGUGCCGUGCCGGUGCCCGGGCAGCGCCGAGCUCAGCGGAUCGGGAUGGCCCGGCCCCGCCGCCUGCCCCUGCCUGCCCCCUGCCUGCCCCCCUCCUGCCACCCUGCCUGCCCCCUGGCGUUCUGCCUUUGCUGCCUGCUGCUCCUGCCAGCUGUGGCUCCUGGAGUCGGCCUGCUGCAGCCGGCAGCCCGCAGCAACUGGUGCUCCUACACGGUGACAAGGACAGUGUCAUGCCAGGUCCAGAAUGGCACCUUCCUCCAGAGGGUCUUCCAGGGCUGCCGCUGGCCCCUGGCCUGCAGCGGGGGCAGCAGCUAUCGCACGGUGGCCCGGCCCAUCUACAGGGUGACCUACAGGACAGUGACAGCACUGGAGUGGAGGUGCUGCCCCGGGCAUGCUGGAGCCAACUGCCAGGAAGAGCCUCAAAUCCUCCUGGCCCUACGGGACACGGGGCACCCAACCUCCCCACGCCGCCCCUCCCUGCGCCCCACAGCAUUCUCAGGGUGCCUGAACUGCAGCCAGGGGGACCUGACAGCCCGGAUCACCACCCUCGAGAUGCAGGUGGCCCGGCUGUCGGUGGCUGAAGCCCCCCCCCCAGCACCCAAGGGCAGCCCCCCGGGCAGGGGACAGGACCCCGGGCAGCUCUGGGGGGCUCCAGCUGCCCGCGGGAGCCCUGGGGAUGAUGGUAAGGGGCGGGGGGGGGGACCCCGGCUGGAGGGCCCCCCCGGCCCCAAGGGGGAUGCAGGAGGACGGGGACCCUCGGGUGUUCCGGGGUUGAAGGGUCCGAUGGGGCCACCAGGUCCCCCCGGCCCCCCAGGACCACCCGGCCGGGAUGGAGCCAGGGGCCCCCCCGGAGAGAAGGGCUUACCCGGCCCUCCCGGCCCCCCAGGACCCCCUGCUCCCCUGGGGCCAGUGAUACCCCACGGAGCCCUGCCCAGGGACCCCCUUCUCUCUAACACCUUCACUGAAAGCAUCGUGGGUCCCACCGGCCCACCCGGACCCGUGGGGCCAAUGGGUCCCCCCGGCCCCCCGGUCCCAUCGGCCCCCGGCCCCCCAGGACCCGAUGGUAGGGAGGGGGCACCUGGAGCUGCCGGCCCCCCCGGUGAGAAAGGAGACAGAGGGUCCCCAGGGCCCCCCGGCAGCCGUGGCCAGGCUGGGGCACAGGGCGAGCCGGGCCCCCGGGGCCACCCGGGUGACAAGGGCACUUGGGCCAGUAGCUUCCAAACCCUCCUGCGGCAGCAGGCCCAGCUGGAGGUCCUGGCUAGAAGGGUCACCUUGCUGGAAGCCAUCAUCUGGCCAGAACCAGAGCCUGGCUCGGGCAGUGCCCCCCCGGCACGGUGGCCCCCGGUCCACCCGUAGCAAGCGUGACAAUGGCCACCCCCAAUACCGCAUCGUGGCCCCCCCUCGGCGACCCCAAAGACAGCAGUGAGGGGGCGGCAC